AUGGGUUAUUCGCAGUUUUCCACUCGAGCAUCCAACAUUUCAUCAAUCACAUCAUCCAUCAUGAUGAGAAAAAUCGAACGCGGCGAUCCUCAGGGGUUCGAUAUCGACUUGUCUAAAAAUGAUAAUUGCCUUCUUCGAGAGGAGCUAGCCGUCAACUGCAAACCCACCAUAAAUGACGAAUUGCAUCCGCAUCACUCGUAUGCGAGAGGGGUUGCGAGAGAGCCAACGCUUCAGGGAAGCCUCGCAAAUUUAUUUAACAACUAUUUUAAUCCAUGCGUACCUGUCAGCCCACAUCAUAUUACCAUAGGGCCAAGGACGAAAAGUUGUAUUGAUGCGUUGCUUUAUGAGAUAUGCGACCCCGAAGACGGCGUCUUAGUGCCAGGACCAUGUUGGAAUGGGGAUGAGGUGGAUUUUCGAGAUCGUUCAUCUGUCCAGCCGGUUUUAGUCAAAACAGAAAAAUUCACGGAUAUUUUCACAACAAAGUUGAUACCCAAGAUGGAGGAAGCGAUGGAUAACGCAACCUGCAAGAUAAAAGCCCUCAUCCUAACGAACCCACAUAGCUUAUUCGGACAAUGCUAUACCCAGGAAGUUCUGGAAGCCUGUCUCAAGUUUUGUCAGCGACGGGAUAUACACCUAAUUGCUGAUGAAGUGUAUGCAAUGACGACAUUUUCCAGUGCGGAGAUUUCUGACCCAGCUCCAUUCAUUUCGGCCCUGUCCUUGGAUACUAGCGCAUUGCGAUGUGACCGGUCUCGCAUCCACACAAUAUGGGGCACCAGCAAAACUUUUGGCUCCAGUGAAUGUCGAAUGGAUAACGGAGAGGCCAAUUUUAGACCUACAGCCGCAUCCAAUACUCAGCUUUCCUUGCUUUCUGCAUUGUCCGCAACCUCUCUUCUUUCCUCACCCACACUACCUCUGUUAGUCGCAUUGAGCUCGGCUAGGUUAGCAGAAUCAUAUAUCCUCGUAACUACAUUUUUUAUUCGCCAUCAUAUCGACUACAUCCCAGUAAACGCAGGAUUAAAUAUAUUUGCAAGGCUGGCACCAAGUGCGAAGACCUGGGAAGACGAAUCGGCUAUAAUAACGAAACUCAAAGCGAAAGGAGUGGUAGUUCAAGGUGGAGGAAGCUACCUCAAAGAGAAGGGGUGGGUACGAAUAUCGUUUGCUCGAGAAGAGCACUUGCUCCAAGAGGCCCUCCAUAGGAUUAUAGCAGCACUGGAUUUUGAGUCGUAA
This is a messenger RNA of Histoplasma capsulatum G186AR, 1227 nucleotides long. RefSeq lists its product as uncharacterized. NCBI's taxonomy places the organism in Eukaryota, Fungi, Ascomycota, Eurotiomycetes, Onygenales, Ajellomycetaceae. The record is from RefSeq and is a predicted model, not a curated record. Gene Ontology annotation, biological process: amino acid metabolic process; biosynthetic process. The coding region runs from base 1 to 1227 and encodes 408 amino acids. The transcript is spliced from 4 exons. Gene Ontology annotation, molecular function: pyridoxal phosphate binding; transaminase activity.